ACGCGUUACGUCAUUCCGUGGGCUUUGCGUGAAGGGCGUUAUGUUUGCCUGCGUGGUCUACCGCCAAAUUUAAACUAGUGAAAGAAAGAAGAGUAACAGGUAGUAGAAGUGUACAACAAGACUGAAGAUUCACACAACUUUCAGGUAACUUAAAUCAACAUGGCAUCUUCACUGAUGGAUGGAUUUGGCAGAGCUGUAGUGGGAGUCUGGCGGGCACAUACAGUUCUUGAUGAAUCUGAUGGGCCAGAGAGUUCCCCAGAAGCCCCUGACCAUUUCCGCAAGCUUCCAUCCUCAUCUUCACUAAACUCUUUGCGAAUGUCUUUGCGAAAGCGGCUCCCGCUACGUUCUAUCCACACUAGCUCUCUCCCGGAGAAUCCAACUUGGGAAACCCUAAAGGAGCAGCCAAAACCUAGCACAGUCCGCAGACUGACUCGCAGUGCUCGAAACUCCAUCAGUGGAGUAUAUCAGCGGUUACAGAGGACCAGAGAGUUUUCACGUGAGGAGUGUCUGGUAGCAACCCCUGGCAAGACGGGUGAUGGGGUAGAAUGUGGUACGUCAGUAUCUCGUACCCCAAGACGUACACCUGGCCAAACUGCAACACCUAGACGUACCCCCAGAUCUGCAACCACACCUGGGCGUACUCCAAGCUCUAGAGGAAGGACUCCUGAGGCUGGUGUGCGGGGGGUUAAAACAGGAAGAGGAAGGAGGCAGCUGGUCCGCAUGGCUGCAUUACGAAGUCCCUUUGCCUCACCCAGUACACAGAACCAGAGGCUAAAGUUUGGCCAAGAUUUGGAGUCAGUUUCCAGUGGACUCAAGAGGCUCAAACAUCUGUCCAAAGCCUUUGACAUCACCAGCAGAGAUGACAGAACCAGUACACAGGAAUGUUAUGGAGCAGCAAUGAUGAGAAAGUUGGAUCCUAGCGGUAAACUCAGUCGCUCAAACCUCACACGUCGAGCCACACAUCUCUCAAACACAAUGGGAGGUUGGGCCCACACAGCUGUGAACACUAUUCGUAAACCCAACUGAGCUACGUGUGUGUGUAAAACAUAGGACCUUUGUAAUAAUUUUUCACUUUUAUCAUUAUUGAAGUGUUACGGUUUCGUUUACAUGUAGUGUUGUCAUGAUAGUGGGAGACUGUUACAUGGCAUCUUGUCUGUGCUGAGUGUAAUUGUUGUGUGUUUACACAUCUCAGGUUAGUUAGUCAUAGAUAAAAUAUUCUCAGUGUAGCUACCAAAGAGAUUUCUGUAUUGUUGUAUGUACCUGUCAUAGCUGCUCCAACAACUGUAAAAGUCUUCAUUAUGUUUUCAAAAUACUAAUAUUGUAGUUUGUUCACACCUUUUCCAUAGAAAUGUUUUGCACAAGACCAAAUAUGUAUCUGUAUAACUGACACUAAAUUUACUGACAAGGGGGAGAUGCAUUAUCCUCUCAUUUCUAUGUAUGCAAUAAUGUUACUAAUAUUGUACUUGUUUUACCUUUUAAAAUGAUAUUUGAUUAGGCUAAAUUGUAGUGAACGGUGAAUUUUCUGAGAAAGGGGACUUUUUUUAGAUAGUGUAGGCAGGAUUUAAAUGAAAUAAAAAAAUAUAAUACCUUCCUUUGAGGCAGAGGUCAGUGCCUUUAUUGGCUUGUGGAUGAUUCAUGCUUUAGUCCUGUACACACAAAUCAUCUGAUAAUGUGAUACUCAUUACCCGAUGACAGUAUAGUGACUAUCAAGCAAAUGAAGCUAAAUUUCUCCGUUCUGUUGUUCCCGUGUAUUGGCACCCCCUUUUUCUGCAGUCAUGAGAGAAGGCGAGACAUUGUAUCCAUGUGUGGGAAAACAAAGUAAAAUAAACUUUCAUCAACCCAGAA
Monopterus albus (swamp eel) is the source of this 1845-nucleotide messenger RNA. It is a transcript of the gene pimreg, whose product is annotated as PICALM interacting mitotic regulator. The transcript is spliced from 5 exons. Lineage: Eukaryota; Metazoa; Chordata; Actinopteri; Synbranchiformes; Synbranchidae. Bases 160 to 1026 code for a protein of 288 amino acids. The record is from RefSeq and is a predicted model, not a curated record.